This is a messenger RNA of Tinamus guttatus (white-throated tinamou), 1809 nucleotides long. The record is from RefSeq and is a predicted model, not a curated record. NCBI's taxonomy places the organism in Eukaryota, Metazoa, Chordata, Aves, Tinamiformes, Tinamidae.
AUGUCCUUCGACUCUCCCUCCUUCCCUGCCGGCCCAAGGGACCGGGGACACCGGGAUGGGGGACAUGGGGACAGGGUUGUGAGGGUGUCACUGCCGCUGGUUACCCCCGUGCUAACUGUGUUUGCAGAUGAAGUCGGGGCGCUCGUGUUUGACAUCGGCUCGUACACAGUCAGAGCGGGCUACGCGGGCGAAGACUGCCCAAAGGUUGACUUUCCCACAGCUAUUGGUGUGGUGCUGGAAAGGGACAACGGCAGCACUUUGAUGGAGAUAGAUGGUGACAAAGGCAAACAAGGGGGCCCGACUUACUACAUAGACACCAAUGCCCUGAGAGUUCCACGGGAAAACAUGGAGGCCAUUUCACCCCUAAAAAAUGGAAUGAUUGAAGACUGGGAUAGUUUCCAGGCAAUUCUGGAUCACACAUACAAGAUGCAUAUUAAAUCUGAAGCAAGUUUGCAUCCUGUUCUAAUGUCUGAGGCACCAUGGAAUACUAGAGCAAAGCGUGAAAAACUCACUGAACUGAUGUUUGAACACUACAACAUCCCUGCUUUUUUCUUAUGUAAAACUGCUGUGCUCACAGCUUUUGCUAACGGGCGAUCGACAGGUCUCAUUUUGGAUAGUGGAGCAACACACACCACUGCUAUUCCAGUGCAUGAUGGAUAUGUACUUCAGCAAGGGAUUGUGAAAUCCCCACUUGCAGGAGACUUUAUUACUAUGCAAUGCCGAGAACUGUUUCAGGAAAUGAACAUAGAAAUAAUUCCUCCAUACAUGAUUGCUUCUAAGGAGGCAGUUCGUGAGGGAUCACCAGCAAAUUGGAAGAGAAAAGAGAAGUUACCCCAGGUCACGAGGUCUUGGCACAACUACAUGUGUAAUUGUGUUAUUCAGGACUUUCAAGCUUCUGUCCUGCAAGUGUCGGAUUCAACCUAUGAUGAACAGGUAGCAGCACAGAUGCCAACAGUUCAUUACGAGUUUCCCAACGGCUAUAACUGUGACUUUGGUGCUGAGCGUCUAAAAAUCCCUGAGGGAUUAUUUGACCCUUCCAAUGUAAAGGGUUUAUCUGGUAACACGAUGUUGGGUGUGAGCCAUGUUGUCACAACAAGCGUUGGAAUGUGUGAUAUAGACAUCAGGCCGGGUCUCUAUGGCAGUGUGAUUGUAGCAGGAGGAAACACUCUAAUACAGAGUUUUACAGACAGAUUGAACAGGGAGUUGUCUCAGAAAACUCCACCGAGCAUGCGCCUGAAAUUGAUAGCAAACAACACAACAGUGGAACGGAGGUUCAGUUCAUGGAUUGGUGGUUCCAUUUUGGCUUCUUUGGGUACUUUUCAACAGAUGUGGAUUUCUAAACAAGAAUAUGAAGAAGGAGGGAAACAGUGUGUAGAAAGAAAAUGCCCUUAAACUUUUUACUGUGAGAACUGCUGCCUCCCCGUCACUCCUUCUCUUUUAUAGCUUUAGCGGACUCAGGAAUGGGAUGGACUUUUUUUGUAGAAAUUUUAUAUUGUUUUUUUCAUAGCUCAAGUUCCAUUUUAACAAGCUAGAAAUUUUGGGACACCUAAUUGGUACUAUGAUAGAAAAAGGAAGUUUACAUCCUUUGUAAAGCAAUAAUUCAUAUAGCAAGCAUUUUAUAAUUUUGUAUAAAAGUCUAUUUUAUCUAAUAUCUUUUCCUGUGAACAGCUUUACAGGUUAGCUAAUAGAUAGAGGCCUAACUUUGCGAAUGCCUGUGCAUCAAACUUAUUAAAAAUCUCUUAUCUAGUUUCACAUAUUAGUCUUCCUCACUGAUGUUUUGGCCUUAAAUUUCUCUUAUUUCCCUCUUAA